AUGUAUGUGAAAUGGUUUGAUACAGUAAUGUUUUACUAUGUGAUUUUAGUGAAUGUCACUUUUUGUCAUUUUCAAAUUUUCCCCGUCGUUCCGCUCCCCAUACAUCCCGAGGGACGGAACCCAGAUGAAAGAUGCCGGCAUCCGCCGGAUUACAUUGCCGGGGACACUGCAGGAGGGACAUCGCGGGAGCGCAGGACAAGGUAAGUGAUCGAGGGAUCGCGGAACAGCGCCGCAUGGUAAGCCCAAGUGUAGCUCGGGGUUACCGCUUGUGCUACACUCGGGAAUACCGCCAGGGAGGCUACGUUGA
Messenger RNA from Staurois parvus, 307 nucleotides. NCBI's taxonomy places the organism in Eukaryota, Metazoa, Chordata, Amphibia, Anura, Ranidae. The record is from the annotation of a GenBank genome assembly.